This is a messenger RNA of Caenorhabditis bovis, 1089 nucleotides long. The record is from the annotation of a GenBank genome assembly. NCBI's taxonomy places the organism in Eukaryota, Metazoa, Nematoda, Chromadorea, Rhabditida, Rhabditidae.
AUGGAUGAUCGCAAAAAACGGCUACGAUAUCCGUACUACGAUCAACAAACGGGAACCGCUCAAAGAGAAUCUCAAUUCGCUGUGCGCUCAAUUGAUCACCGGUAUUCUUCAAACGAUUCCAAUACUGUUGUGCAAUUCGCGACGGAGCGAUGGAGGCGGGCAAAGAAUAUUCCGCCAUCGGAUGCUGUUGAAAUGAAAAUGUUUCUACGCGAUAACCCAGCUCUCGAAGCAGCUGUAAACCAUUCAACUCCGCAAAUUGCUCAGCCAGAACAGCAACAAUCUGAAUAUGGAAGUGAAGCCUUCACCUCAACGCCAAAAGAGACACGAACAAGACAAGCGAAAGAAGAUUAUCGUGACGAGUUGAUGCUUGACGAUGACAUGUCUCCAGAUGAAAAUGGCUCGGACGAGGAUGACUGGUCAUCGAGAAAGAAACGCCGCGGCGGUGCAACCGGCUCAAAAUCGUCAAAUAGAAAGCGGGUACCACCCAAUCGCUCUUCGAACCGCCACCAGCAGUCGUAUCAGCAGCAGCAGCGUUCACCAGUUCUCUCGCCAUCCGCCAGUUCUAAAAAAUCACCCGCCAACACGUCAAUGGAAGAGAAAACGCACGUGUGCAAUAAAUGCACAGCGCGGUACAAGAGCCUCGCGGGUCUAAGUUAUCAUCUUGCUUAUUCGCAUGAUAUGCCCUCUUCUCAUCCUACUUCCAAAUUACUCUCUCCGAAUAUUGAAAUAUCCGAUUUUUGUGAUCUUUGUCUUGGUAGCGCCUUUAUGAAUAAAAAUACAAAGCAGCCUGAAGAUUUGGUAACAUGUCACGAUUGUGGCAGAUCAGGGCAUCCGUCAUGUUUGUCCUUUAAUAAGAACGUGACUGUCAUUAUAUCGCGUUACGGGUGGCAAUGCAUCGAAUGCAAAAGUUGCACAAUUUGCGGUACAUCAGAAAACGAUGAUAAAUUGUUGUUUUGCGACGAUUGUGAUCGCGGCUAUCAUCUUUAUUGCCUAAAGCCGGCACUCGAAAAAGCGCCUGACGAUGAAUAUUCGUGUCGUUUGUGCCAGAUCGAGUUUGGCGACAAGGCGAGUGCUCCGCUCAAAAAAUAA